AUGGUAGAACUCAGAUCCAGGUCAGCAACAAGCCCUGAAAACACCAGCGCGGAACCCGUCCCUGGUACUAACACUCCUUCCGGUAACAUCAAUACACCACCUACUAAUUCCAGCAGCACGGAAAGCGCUCCUUCAGAUGUUGCACCACCAAUCACCAGGGCCAGAGCUGCUGCCGCCCCUAAUGUUUUUACGCAGCCUACCAAUCCCAGCAGUACAGAAAGCGCUCCUUCAAGUGUUACACCACCAGUCACCAAGGCCAAAGCAGCUGCUACCGACCCUAAUGUUUCGUCGAAACGGAAAUUGUUAAGAGAUGUGAGUGGGGCACUGGGCCUUUCAAGCAUUUCGCCAAGAAUUUGGAAGCUGCAGUCGAAGAUAGCGGUUACACGACGCCCAAAGUUUCAAAUUGGAGACAUGGUAGUCAAGGCAACCUCAUUUCAAGUCGGAAAUAUAAUGGUGAAGAUAGCUAUUCGAACUGAUUCACCCGAAGAAAGGGAAGAUGAGCCAUAUCUGGUGGCAGAUGUUCUUUUGGGCGGUUACUGGAAACUCAUCAACACCGAAAAGUUGGAAGGCGUAACGGUUCACUUUGGAUGA
Molecule: messenger RNA, 591 nt
Organism: Papaver somniferum (opium poppy)
Lineage: Eukaryota; Viridiplantae; Streptophyta; Magnoliopsida; Ranunculales; Papaveraceae
Product: mucin-7-like
Exons: 2
Coding region: 1-591 (196 amino acids)
Source: RefSeq, a predicted model, not a curated record